UCAAUAACACAGAGUGAGAGAAAGAAGGGUCUAUUUGGCUGCUCGGCUCAUCUUUACUUAUUUCCAUUUUUAAAGUUCCUAACUUUAAGACGCUUCCAUCUCUGUCUCUCUCUCUCUCUGUAAAACUCUGUGACCAGAAACCAGGAGAAGAGGCCAAAUAAGGGGAGAGUCUAAACCCAAACCCAAACCCAAUUCUUCUUCUUCUCUCCACCUUUGAUCAUUCUUCCCCAAAACCCUAAAUUCUCUUAUUUUAUCUCUUUAUCUCUUUUCAAGUAUAUAUUCUUGGUAUAUAAAUAUAUUUAUAUUUCUGUCUGCAUUUCUUUUCCUUUUUUGUGUAAUAUAUAUCCAAAUGGGUCUCAUUUAUAGGCAGUAAUUCUCAGAUAAAGAACCCGAAUCUCCCUCUAUUCCCCUUCUUCCACUGAUAACAGACGCCCUCGAGAGACCAAAAUUUUUAGCUGUUUCCUUUAUUGAUUCUCAGUUUUUGAUUACUAUGGCUGCGGUUGCUGAGAAGCCAGGCGAGGCAGAGGCUCAGGCUCAGUCUGCCAACAAUAACAACAGCAGCACCGGCAGCAACAACGACAACCAGAAUUUGGAUUCUAAAUCCAAACCCGAAUCCGAAUUCAGUGUGCAGAAGCUUGUGGAUAUGUUCACGAAGCUGAAUCCUUUAGCCAAAGAGUUUUUCCCGUCUUCCUACAAUCACAAAAAUCUUAAUCAGAGCAACGAUAAGUUGUCGGUGAACAAUUUUCCCGCUGCCAAUAAGCAAUCGGGCAAUGAGAUUCUCCCCAAUAACAAUAAUCGGAGGAGAAGAAAUAACUUUAACCAGGGGAGGAGGAGGCUCAAUGGGAGAUCUUCCAGAGCCCAAAGAGAAGAUAGUAUUAGACGAACGGUAUAUGUUUCGGAUAUUGACCAGAACGUUACUGAAGAGCGGCUUGCUGGCUUAUUUAGUAGUUGUGGGCAAGUUGUUGAUUGCCGAGUUUGUGGUGAUCCUCAUUCAGUCCUUCGCUUUGCAUUCGUAGAGUUUGCUGAUGAGCAUGGGGCAAAAGCUGCUUUAAACCUAGGUGGGACAGUGUUAGGAUUCUACCCAGUUAGGGUCUUACCUUCAAAAACUGCCAUCCUUCCUGUGAACCCUGUCUUUCUUCCAAGGUCAGAAGAUGAAAGAGAAAUGUGUACAAGGACAGUUUAUUGUACAAACAUUGACAAGAAGCUUUCUCAAGCUGAUGUCAAGAAUUUUUUUGAAUCAGCAUGUGGUGAGGUUACCCGCUUGAGGCUUCUAGGGGAUCAUGUGCAUUCCACUCGCAUAGCUUUUGUUGAAUUUGCAAUGGAUUUAUUGAUGAGUUUGAAGAUGGAGAAACGAAUUUGACAAUUUUAAUCAAAUGAUACUUGUGUAUCAGGUAAGGUUCUACCCUUGAGUUGUGAUGAAUAUGGAUAACUUUGAUUUCUAAGGUAGGAUUGCCAUGAAGCCUGUCUUAUCUGGUUAAUCGUUGUGGAAAAUACAGAGAGGAUCAGGAUUGAAGUGUAAAGUCAUUGUAUUCAAGUUUGUAUUUAUUAACAGAUUGACAAACUGCUGUACAGAUUUUUGGAUCUAUCAGUUCAUCUGAUUGGCAAACUAUUAUUCUAGAAUAUGACUUUAGAAGAGAAAAUCAUAUUAAGCUUUUAGAAGAGAAAAUCAUAUUAAGCUAUCUUAGAUAGCAUUCCCUCUUCCAACGAGCCAGUUUUUCCCUUAACUUUGCCAAGAUAGCCUCCCCAAAUUUUUAUAUGUCCUUCAACUUAGCUCCAAAUGGCAUGCUCUUGUAGAGGUUAACCUCACUUUCUUGGACAAGUACCAACUGUCUUCUUCUCCAACCAGCCAACUUUUGUCAAACUUGGUCAAGAUAGGUCCCAAAUCCCUAAGUCCUUGUAUUUAGCUUCCAAUGGUAGCAAGAAGAUGUUUCAACAGCAAUAAACAAUUUUGCUGCCCGAUCUUGGAAAAAUCUUCUUCGUCUAUCCUGUUAAAGAAACAUUUUAGCUUUAUUAUAUUUUGGGAGGACAAUUUGCAUGGUUAUUUCUAGAGAUCCCUAUAGAGAACUGACAGGGUAGGGGAAUAAUUACUCAGGAAAGUAUUAUCGAGGAAAAGACAUUCUGCAUCCUUACAUAUGUUAUCACCCUGUGGAACAAUCUAAGACUUGACUAAGUUGAUUUUGAACUUGUAAAAUGCCAACUGGAAACUCAGUAGAAUAAAGUUGAUAUAUGAAAGUGCCUCUCUUUCUGGUUUAUCAAAAAGAAUGAUUCGUCUGCAAAGAGUGGAUCAGAGACUUCCAUGACUUCCUUCCAUUCUCCUAAAUUUAGCACUUCUAUAUUUGAAGCAUUCUAUUAAGUGUCCACAUAACCACCACAAUGAACCGAAAAAGAGGGAUAGAGUGUGGCAUGACAACCUCUAUUGGCUAGGGAUGAGCACGAGGUAUGGGGAAGAUUUGUCUAUUCCCAUACCUGCCUUGCUAGAAGAUCUAUAUAUGUCCAUACCCACCUUGGGUAAAAUAUUCUUUGCUCACCACCUGCCCCACAGGUACACAUUUCUAUCUAGCAUCCGCCCAAUUUACCCGUGCACAUCCGUUUCUUCACCCAUUCACCCUCCACCCACCUCACACUUGAAAACCCACUACUUUUGUUUUAUCCUAAAAAUUUAUAAAAUAUUCAAAUAAAUUAUUAAAAUUUAAUUAGAACUUUUAAACAUGAAUCAAAAUAAAAUAUAAUUUCAAAUAAUAUUUCAGCAUAAUUAAAAUUCAACAAUAAAUACAAAAUAACCUCAUAAAAAUACAACAUUAAAUAAUAUAUUCAAACUAGUUAUAAAAAAAUCAUCUACUAGAACUAUGUAUUAUCACAUUAAUCUUGUUUUAAUAUCCAAAAAUUGUUCACAAGAAAGAAGAACAAUAAUAAAAUUAAAAAUGUAGUAAGUAUAUGUAUUAACAAUAUCUAAUCAUAUACAUAUAAUUAGUGGGGCAGGACAGGGUGGGCAUGUAACUAAAAUUUAUACUCUCAUUAUACUCCUUGCAAGUUUAUGAUUUUUUAUUCACUCUCGUCCAGUCUAUUAAUUACGAAUUCUUUUUCAUCUCACCCACUAUGUGUUAGGUGCAUUAAUAGGUAGCCAUCCCUGUGUCCAUAACUACUAGUGAUCCUCGUUUUCACUCUGUUUACAUGGUGAUAUUACAGAUUUGGGUCAAUCCUCAACAUUAAUACGAAUUCUUGCCUCAUUUUUGCUCCCUGAGCUUCCCAUGUUAAAUAGAGUGAUAGAAAAUGUUUAUUUUUUGCUAUUUUUCUAUAACAAAUUUUCGAAUUUAUUUCUAAAAGAGUUCCACCUCAGGCUGGAUUAUUCCUUGUGAUUUCUUAUAUAAUGCACAUCAUAAAUGAGAUUAACACAUUUAGCCCCAUACCCUCUUUGCCCUGACACCUCCAAGCAGUUGAGAUUAAUCUUUUUUUAAUAAAGUUUUUAACUUAGUUUGGAUUAAAUUAGGAUUCCUAUCAUCAUUUCAACACAUCAAUAGCCACGUGUACCGUGAGUACCAAGAGUUAACAACCAAUAAACAGUUGUUACAUCAAAGAAUGAAUCUGGUAGAAAUUUAAAAGUAUAGAACUCAGAUAGACCAAAAAAUAAAUAGGGGCUUAAAGAGAAAAAUACAAAUAAUACCGAGGCUCAUAAACUAUUUCUGCCGAGAAGAAAAGAGAAUCAUGUUAGAUGAUUAAGCAUGCCCAUUGCUUGCCAAAUAUUUGCAAUUUGACUUAAUUUAAUGUUUGCAAGAAUAUUCAUGUUAUUUCUUUUUUUGAUGAUGUGUAAUAGAUAAAAUCCUAAUAAAAUUAUAACUUUUAGAAAAAUGAAUAAAAAAUAAAGCAAGAAAACCAUUUAUUCUUCACAUCAAGUAUUGCUUCCUAGAUCAUUCUAUAGUUAUCCACGGAUGAAGAGAAAAACAAAGAAUAUCAAGACAGUGUAAGAUAUGUUUCUAAAGAAAAAAAAAUUAAUUAGUGAUAUGUUAGACCGACCAGAGGAAUUUGCUGAUUCUUAACCGUAAGGACAUUGUGGAAUGUUGUACUUUCUCAGGGACAUAUAGUGAAGUCACUGGCAGGUUCCCUUUCCUUAAUGAUAAUAACCAUCCUACAUUCAUAUGCAUGGAUCAUUUUAUGCGUUUUGUGUUGAUCAAUCAAUGCUUUUUCUAGCCCUAGAUUUGUUUCAAUUGAAAAUGCUGAAAA
This is a messenger RNA of Carica papaya (papaya), 4218 nucleotides long. The record is from RefSeq and is a predicted model, not a curated record. Lineage: Eukaryota; Viridiplantae; Streptophyta; Magnoliopsida; Brassicales; Caricaceae.